AUGUCAUUUCGAAACUGCGUGACACUUCGGCAACAGUUAUUUCGAAACCAGUCAUUUCGAAACCGCGACACUUCGAAUCCCGUCAUUUCAAAACCAGUCAUUUCAAAACCAGUCGUUUCGAAACCGCGACACUUCGAAUCCCGUCAUUUCAAAACCAGUCAUUUCAAAACCAGUCGUUUGGAAACCGCGUCACUUCGAAUCCCGUCAUUUCAAAACCAGUCAAUUCGAAACCAGUCGUUUCGAAACCGCGACACUUCGAACCCGGUCAUUUCGAAACCGGUCAUUUCAAAACCAGUCGUUUCGAAACCGCGAAACUUCGAAUCCGGUCAUUUCAAAACCAGUCAUUUCGAAACCAAUCGUUUCGAAACCGGUCAUUUCGAAACCAGUCAUUUCGAAACCGCGACACUUCGAACCCGGUCAUUUCGAAUCCAACCAUUUCAAAACCAGUUAUUUCUAAACCAGUCGUUUCGAAACCGGUCAUUUCGAAACCGGAAAAAACACGGUCACGUAAAAAUUUUGCAGUUUCGAAAUGACCGUCCACCAGUUUCAAAAAAAUGGUGGUCACCCAGAUUACUGUACCUAAUGCGCAAACCAGUGGAUAUUGAUGAAUUGGAUUGUGAACAAACCGCCCGUCUCUUCCGACCGGAAGUUUUGGCACCAACGUUGACAGUGGAUACGGAAUCCCGUAAAGUUCAGCCAAGUCUGAAAGCGAGACUCUCUCAAAGUAUCAAUCCGUGGAAGACAUCUAUUAUUGACCAGUUGCGUCCAGAGGUGGUCAGUGAGUAUCGUGGACGUAUCAACUUCUCGAUUGCCUUCGAAAAAGAGUGCUCAACCCUCCACGUCCAUUUGAUGGAGGCUGUGGACCUCCCAGUCAAGGAUUUCACUGGCUCCUCGGACCCCUACGUCCGCGCCUUUUUGCUCCAAGACCCCGGACAAAGUGAGCGCAGCAAAGUGCAUCGAAGGAAUCUCAAUCCAACGUUCAAUGAGACUUUGAGCUUUAGAGGACACUCGAUGAAGAAACUCCACGACAUGACGCUGGUGCUCCAAGUCAUGGACUAUGACCGAUUCUCGUCCGACGAUCCGAUUGGAGAAAUUUUACUUCCGUUGAAACAUGUGAAAUUUGAGAAUAGUCCGGUUUAUUGGAAACAUUUGCAACGGCCGACCGUUUCGAAGGAUGCCUGCGGAGAAGUGAUGAUCUCAUUGUGCUACUUGCCAAACUCUGGAAAGAUUACUGUAUCGAUAAUCAAGGCUCGCGACUUGCACUCGAAGGAUCGGACUCGGCAUUAUGGACCCAGGACCCAGGACCCAGGACCCAGGACCCAGGACCCAGGACCCAGGACCCAGGACCCAGGACCCAGGACCCAGGACCCAGGACCCAGGACCCAGGACCCAGGAUAG
Molecule: messenger RNA, 1398 nt
Organism: Caenorhabditis briggsae
Lineage: Eukaryota; Metazoa; Nematoda; Chromadorea; Rhabditida; Rhabditidae
Gene: Cbr-snt-6
Product: Protein CBR-SNT-6
Exons: 8
Coding region: 1-1398 (465 amino acids)
Biological process (GO): regulation of calcium ion-dependent exocytosis; regulation of dopamine secretion; vesicle fusion
Cellular component (GO): synapse; membrane; axon
Molecular function (GO): calcium-dependent phospholipid binding; calcium ion binding; SNARE binding
Source: RefSeq, a predicted model, not a curated record